GGCAUCAUGGCGGCAAAUGAAAGACCGAAAUGAAAGUAUACUUUUGAACACAAAUCGUUAAGCAGCUGUUUAAGACCUAUCCAAACAGAGAUGCACAAGCAGGAAUUGGUUUAUUUUAUUCAUUGUAACAAUGCUUCAUUUAGGUUUAUCUGUUACCGAGAAUAAUGGCCGCAAAUCCUCUGUUUAGUGGCAUAGGACAGCGUCGUUCUUUUUCCUAUCACCAAGCCCGAAUCCCGCUUGCGGCGAAAAGUAAUAACAGUGCUGUUCUAACCGCAAUGAGCGUUGGCAAGGGAGACGAUGAUCCGCCACCAGACAAGAGGAGAAAAGUCGCCGAUGGCACUUCAGGUAACCUAGAUCAGCUAUGGGGCGAGGAAGAGGACGACUUUUGUCUCACCCAGGAUCAACUAGAUGACUUGGAAUUGUUGGCCUCCCAACAACCGCCCACACAAGUUCAGAAACCAAGCCAUGACACACGUGCCACACAACCGUCAUCAGUCCCCCAAGCAAGUUACCAAAGUUCGUUACCAGCCCAGCCAACGGCUUCAUUACGACAAACUAAUGUUCGAGGUGGGAGUCAAAUAGGAAAGGGCAGUGUUGUCAGUAUGUCUGGACACAGCAGUAAACACAGUACACACUACCAUCCUGUGCAGUCAAAUAUAACAUUACCCAUUGAAGACCUCAGUCCUACACAGCCAUGGACUGCAGAUAGAUCAGGUAAAGAGAUGCCCACACUUGGUCCUUCCAGUGGGAAAACAUCUCCAUCUUUGCCUGGUCAUGAUGGAAAGAGGUUUGGUGAUGUACUGCAGAAGCAGAAUGCUUCCCUCAAAGAGGAAUUGGGAGCUCUUAAACUGGAGCUAAAUAAAGCAAAAGAAGAGCAGUAUGGAAAAGAUGGCCAAAUCCAGAUUCUCCGUAACAAUCUGAACCAAAAGGAAGCCGAGCUUUCAAAACUAAGACAAGAAAAGCUGCACCUAGUGGAAAAACACACACAGGAGAAGUCCGAAAAGGAGAGACUGUUACAGAAAGAUGUGGAAAAACUGUCCUCUCAACUUCAGUUCAAGGAGAGAGAGAUCCAGGAGGUCCAGACGGUGUGUAGAAACCUGGAGCAGAGACUGAAAGGUCUCCAGAAUACCGUAGAGAGUCCAAGACCAGUGGUGACAUCUAGCGUCAGUCCCGGCCCAAGUAAAAAACCUAAAACUGAAGACAGUCCCCCAGGGAGUGUGUUCCCCACCUCCCAAACCUUCCACUCCCCGCCUCCCAGCCAGAGACUGAAGGGUAAUAUUGGUGCUCCUGCUGUUCAGGCUGCUACUGGGACCAUGAAAGCAGAGGACAGGAGCACCAUGACGGGACCAGAGAGGUGUGGUAGAACACGCAGGAUGAAGCUGAAGGUAGAUGUAUCUAGAGGCUGCGCCUCUGGCUCCAUGGUGCUGUCAAAGUUGAUGGUUGGUGACAGCCAGUCCACAGAGAGCAUUGUGGGAUUGUUGAACAUCCCACCCGCUGCCACCGCUGUGAACACUAAACAAGACGGAGGGAGUCUGUGGUCACCAGUUCAAACAAAGAAGUCCUCCAAGGUCCCCUCCUGUCCUGAACCAGAGAGAGUGGUCAGCUCUGGACAUUACUCCCUGGCAGUUCAGGCCGUGAGAGAUUUACUCCAGUCCCACGUAGACCAGCCCCAGAUCAGCCACAGAGGGGGAGAGGCCCUGCUCCUUCCUAUAAUAGAAGACUACUUAAUGUGCUACAUCAACAUGAGGCAGGGUACCACUGUUGGAACCUCCAGUAGCUCCCACAGUUCAAGAUCUGGCAGUUUGGACAAUUUAUCUAUAGACUCUCUGAGCAGUUCUAUGAGGGGAUUCUCACUGGCUGGUGAAAGUUUGCCUGGGACUAUAAAAAGACUGGCUUUGAGUUCCUUGAGGAUACUUCACAAGCUGGUGUGUUACAGUGAGCGUGUGCGUCAGGAGUUGAUACAGACCAAAAAUGAGCCCAAGGGUGUGGAUGUGGUUGCCGCGCCUCUUAACACUGUGCUGGAGACUAUACCCAAAAAGGAGGCUAGUAAUGGAGGCAGCAGUACCAGUGGGAACAUCAGUACAGGACCUAGUAGUGGAAACAGAUCCAGCAGUACUCUGAGCUCCUCUCUCAGUCUCAAUGGUGGACAACAUGUUCACUUUUCAGACUCUCACCUGCUGGGCCGGGUGAUACAGUUAGCUAACCCAGCACAGGUCAGUAAUAGUCAAGUAAACGAGCCAAUAGUGGAGUCUUCCUUGAAUGUGUUAAUAGCUUUAUCUAGACACAGUGAACCAAGACAACUAAACAGACUGUUACCAGUUCUAUCAAAGGGAAUCUUAUUCAACUGUCUUAGUCCAGAUAACAAGCCUGGCCUUAAUGUGAUGUCCAGAGCCUUGGAACUUUUGAGACUUUUAGUGUCCUGUAGACAGUUUGUAACUGCUCACAGCCUGUAUAACCCAGAUAGCUGUGUGUUAGCUGCUGUGUAUAACCUGGGUGGACAACCUCUGGAAGACCUCACUGUGACAGAUAGAACUGCCUUGAGGACCAAGAUAAUAGAACUACUUUGUGCAAUAGCUUCAAGCCACCCAAAUGGUACUGGAUUACUUGUGGAAGCCAAGUGUCCCUGUAGUGUGGAGGUGGUCCGUACCGUGGUCCUUAUGAUGCACAGUGAGCUAGAGGUGUUCACCAACACUCAGAGAGGCCAAUCUGUCCCGUCCCUACUCCGCAGUGGAGUCUCCUUGCUGCAUGCAUUGGCCAGCUCUGAUAGGCUGUUUGAAGAGCACCGUAAGGAGGUUGGGCAUCAGUACUUAGAACUUCUGUCUUCCCUGUCUUUGAUUUUCAAAGAUCAUGUGGGAAUUCCAGAAACUGAAGUUAAUGCUUUGAAAGAUUUGUUACAUGAAGAGGAGAGUGAAGAGGACGACUGAAGGCAGUUUUGUGCAUGGCCUUGCAAUGUAGACAUUUCAACAUGUUUCGUAAAAUAGCCCCAGUUUCAAUAGGAGUAUCAGCUGAGAGAGCCUACAGUCUUGUGACAACCGUGAUUUAGCAGAAUAUAGACAUGGGUGAAAGUUUGCAGGAUUUUGUCUGAUUGUGGGAUUUUCCGUCCACCAUUUGAUUGUU
This is a messenger RNA of Lingula anatina, 3117 nucleotides long. RefSeq lists its product as uncharacterized. Lineage: Eukaryota; Metazoa; Brachiopoda; Lingulata; Lingulida; Lingulidae. The record is from RefSeq and is a predicted model, not a curated record. Gene Ontology annotation, biological process: DNA repair; DNA damage checkpoint signaling.